This is a messenger RNA of Opisthorchis viverrini, 994 nucleotides long. RefSeq lists its product as hypothetical. Gene Ontology annotation, cellular component: mitochondrion. Gene Ontology annotation, molecular function: folic acid transmembrane transporter activity; FAD transmembrane transporter activity. The record is from RefSeq and is a predicted model, not a curated record. Gene Ontology annotation, biological process: folate import into mitochondrion; nucleotide transport. Bases 1 to 873 code for a protein of 290 amino acids. The transcript has 6 exons. NCBI's taxonomy places the organism in Eukaryota, Metazoa, Platyhelminthes, Trematoda, Opisthorchiida, Opisthorchiidae.
AUGAGGCGGCCUGGUGCGGCACAUUCAGUUGCCUGGAAACAUCGAAACCGAGAGAUUUGGGUCCAGGUGCAACCUUAUGAGGAGACCGUUAACCGAGGAACCUUUCGAACCUUGACUGAUGUGGUCAAAAUCCGUGGACUGCGUGGCUUGUAUCUCGGACUUGCUCCAAAUGUGAUCGGUUCCAGUGGUUCAUGGGGUCUGUACUUUCUGCUCUAUGCAGCACUGAGAAGUUCUUUACAAAAAGGAGACGCCACCAAACCUCUUACUGCUCUGGAAUACUUUGGCUGUGGUGCGCUAGCCGGUUCGCUAACUUUGACAGUCAUGAAUCCUAUAUGGGUUAUCAAAACACGCCUCUGUCUUCAAUACGAGCAACCCGCAUCUCGUCAUUCGGUCCAACCUAGCAUCUCGCUACGAACCCUGUCCACCUGGGAGGCUCUAACAAACUUGUGGCGAUAUGAGGGUAUCACUGGGCUCUACAAAGGCUACCUCCCUGGUUUGGUGGGCGUCAGUCACGGAGCCAUACAGUUUAUGUUGUACGAGAAGAUACGCAAUGCUUACAACGAACGUUGUCGACAUCGGCCAGUGAAUGCCAAAUUGACAUCGUGGGAGUAUUUUACUUUCGCUUGUUUGUCCAAGUUGGCCGCCACAUCGCUAACAUACCCGUAUCAAGUUGUUCGAACUCGCCUACAAGAUCAGCAUCGGCAACAGCGCGGGGUCAUACAGAUCAUUCAAACGAUGUACAGGUAUGAAGGCCUACUUAGCUUUUACAAAGGCUUGACCCCCAAUCUACUUCGUGUAACUCCGGCUUGUGCUGUUACUUUUGUUGUGUACGAACAGAUGAUAGCAGUACUAAACAAGUCUUUCCAUGCUUGAAUUUAGAGCUCGUAAGGCAUUUUGCAGCCUUUUUCACAAUGGCAGAUUCGUUUUCCAUCGCGUACGUCGCCUCCUCUGAUUAUUAGGGUCCUUUUGUCCUAAUACAUCUUUUCAAUCGCAG